GACCUGGAACUCAAAUCUUGACAUCAUAUCCAAGAUGCCUGCUCAAGCAAAACCUCAACGCUCUAGUAUGAGACAGUCUCUAGAUGUACCCAUGAGUGCUUUCAACAAGCAACUUAUUGAAGAAGCUGGGAAGCUUUCCGCUUCGAAAGGCCAUAUCUCGAGAGGGUAUUCGAACGGAAGUCGUGGCAGAAAAUUGGUAUGUGCCAGGUUCCGAAGAUGUUGUUGCCAGUGACAAUUGCUAACCUACUUCAUCAGCAAAAUCCGCACAAGAGAAGCGUCUCCACCAGUGCCGUCUCCAGGCAUGAUUCCAUUCGAGCAUCAGCGCAGCAACAUAUCAGACGAAGCAUGAGUGAGAAACAAUCCUCGGCCAACAACACAAUUCGUUACACCCGUCCGACUGGUCCUGAGCUCGUAUCUUCCAAGCAUCCAUCAUGCCUUGGUCUGCCACUAGCGUGGACAUCCAUCCACGACCAAUUCAUUGCCUAUAUGGCUACCCAUGCUCCAUUGGACAAAAAUGGGAACAUACCUAGGCAUGAAGAGAAGAAGGAGAGAUGGAAGACGGCGGAUAUUGCGCAGGAGUUGGUGGUCAGAUUCCCGAGGUUGGGUGGCCAUAUCAAGCCAAGUGUAAUCGAGAAACGCCUCAUUCUCCUCGAUCAAGCGGGAGAUAACGAUUAUUUCAAGAUGCCUUAUAGCGCAUAUGCUUAUGAAGAAUGGGGUCGUGGGAUCUAGUGUUUUUGGGCGGCAAACUCUGGUGGAAGCAAUGCUUGCCUGCUUUGGUGGAUGGCUGCGAUUUUGCCCUCGGCGUGGUUUUUUCGUUCGUUUUUCGUGUGGCUUGAUAGAUAGCAUGAUUGUUUCUCGAGGGCGGGGAAAGUGUUGUUGGGGGCAUGGAAUGUUUGACUUGGGUAACCCGCAUAACAUCGAAUUCGAGUCGAUCGAGAAAGAGUCG
Mollisia scopiformis is the source of this 946-nucleotide messenger RNA. RefSeq lists its product as uncharacterized. The record is from RefSeq and is a predicted model, not a curated record. Bases 199 to 729 code for a protein of 176 amino acids. The transcript has 3 exons. Lineage: Eukaryota; Fungi; Ascomycota; Leotiomycetes; Helotiales; Mollisiaceae.